UUUGCCGGCAAGUGGCACACCGUGCGGGUGCAAGUUUUCACUGGUCUAUUGUAACUGUGUGGCCUAUACAUGGAGCGGGAGCUUGAGAUUCGGCAGCCUCCCAACCCCGUCGAGACAGCCAGCUGCAUUUCCAGGCUUCUGUUCAGCUGGGUGACUCCACUGUUUCGCGAGGGCUACCGACGCACGCUGCAAGUGGAGGACCUCUACGCUUGUCCGAAGUGGGAGCGCUCUGAAAGGAAGGCCGAUCGGUUGCAAGCAGAAUGGGACGAGGAGAUAAGAAAGAUGAAGCAAGGCAAGCAGCCCGACCUGCUCAGGGCAAUUUUCAGAGCCUUCGGAUUCACGUACAUCAUGAUAUCGCUACUCGUACUGGUAGAGGAGUGCUUCAAGAAUGUAAUGCAGCCGAUGAUGUUGGGAUGGGUGGUGCGUUAUUUUGCCGCACCGGAAUCGAUCAGCAAGACCGAGUUCUACCUGUCGGCGGCAGGUGUGUCGAUCCUCGGAGGAAUGCACAUCUUCACGCAUCACCCGUAUUUCUUCAACAUGCAGAGAAUGGGCAUGCGCAUUCGCAUUGCUUGCUGCAGCCUCGUUUACAGAAAGGCGCUGCGUUUGAGCCAGGCAGCACUGUCAAAGACAGCCGUUGGGCAAAUGGUCAACCUGCUUUCGAACGACGUCAACAGGUUUGAUCAGUCAGUGCUUUUCGUGCCGUACUUGGUUGCGGGUCCACUGCAGACAGCCGUCAUAACGUGGGUGUUGUGGCAGCAUCUCGGCAUCAGCUGCAUAGCGGGAAUCUCAUUCAUUCUCCUCUACAUACCCUUCCAGGGAUGCCUCGGGAAGGCAUUCUCACGGCUCAGGGCAAAAACGGCUGCUUUAACGGACGAGCGCAUCCGGUUGGUCAACGAAUUCGUUGCUGGCAUGCGUGUCAUCAAGAUGUACACAUGGGAGACGCCUUUCGCCCUGCUGGUGAACAACAUGCGCCGACGCGAAGUACGCAUGAUCCAGCGUACGUCAGUGCUUCGUGCCGUCAACAUGGGCCUGUUCUUCAUGUCAUCCAAGCUGGUGCUGUUCCUCUGCUUCGUCACGUUCGCGCUUCUUGGAAACACCCUCACCUCGGAGUGCGUGUUCGUCAGCAUGUCGUUGUUCAACAGCCUGCGGCUCGCCAUGACCCUCUACUUUCCUUUUGGAGUUGGACAGGGAGCCGAGACACUCAUCUCGGUCAAGAGGUUGCAGAAGUUUCUUCUACUUGAAGAGCAAGAACAGACUGGCGCAUUGAAUGGCUCCAAGCUGCGUCCCAAGAUUCAUAAUUGCCGCGUGGAGUUGCAGAAUGUUACAGCAUCCUGGACAAAGGAGUCUUCCGAACCAACCCUGCGGAAUAUUACUGCCACUGUAAAGCCCGGCGAGCUGUUGGUAGUGAUUGGCCCAGUGGGUUGCGGCAAAACGUCACUACUGAUGGCAAUCCUUGGCGAGCUGCGUUUGUCGGCUGGCAGUGCAAAAGCGCUCGGCCGCAUCGCUUACGCUUCUCAAGAACCAUGGAUGUUCACAGGCAGCCUGCGAAACAAUGUGGUCUUCGACAGCACCUACGACCGAGAACGCUACCGGAAAGUGAUACACGCUGCCGCCAUGGAAAGGGACCUUUAUCUGCUACCAUACGGUGACAAGACAUUGGUGGGUGACAAAGGUGUUUCCCUUAGCGGCGGACAGAAGGCCAGGGUCAACCUUGCCAGGGCGCUCUAUUACGACGCUGACAUCUACCUGCUGGACGAUCCUUUAAGUGCAGUUGAUACUGCAGUCGCAAAGCAUCUUUUUGAAGUCUGCAUCCGCGGAUACUUGAAGAACAAAAUCGUCAUACUCUGCACUCAUCAGCUACAAUUCCUGAAAUCUGCGAACCACAUCCUCGUCCUGAAGGAGGGCAAGAUGCUCGCUUUAGGAAGUUACUGGCAGCUGCAACGUGCUGGAAUCGACUUCGUCUCUCUUCUCGAGGAGAAUCUGACUGUGCCGGACUCACGCCGCAGCUCGUUCGACGAACUGGCUGAGGAGACCUGUGCGCCUGUUGGAAGCGAGACCCUGGACGCCGCCUCACCUGGCGCCUUCUUCGAGUCCAAUUUGUCUCUGGCUGGUUCGUACGACGAUUCUCACUCCGACAUUUACCAGAGCAUGUCGGACAUCAAGGGAAGCGAAGUGCCUGUUGAGGCUGAAGAAACUCGCAGCACUGGCUCAGUCAAGAGCCACGUCUAUUGGAGCUACAUGCGUGCAGGGGCUGGUCCACUGCUGAUGCCGCUACUCUUCGUGAGCAGCAUCCUAGCGCAAGCUAUCUUCAACGGCAGCGACUUCUGGCUUACUUACUGGACGGGGCAGUCGGAGGCGGCUGCCAAAGCUGCCUUGUUGAACGGAACGGAGAUGACGGCUGUUGGUGUAAUUGCAACGGUGCUAAAUAAAACGCAAGGAACCACGUCUACAUGGACACAGUGGUGGUCUUCCCUGGAUACGGUGACCUACAAUGUUCUGGUCUACGCUAUCAUCAUCGGGGGCCUUCUCCUGUCGUCCAUGGCCCGCACAGUGGCCUUCUUUGUCAUGUGUAUGCGGGCCUCGGUGAACCUGCACAACCGCAUGUUCAGCUGCAUCAUCCGUGCGCCCAUACGCUUCUUCGACACGAACCCUAUUGGUAGAAUCCAAAAUCGCUUUUCAAAAGAUUUGGGCACCAUUGACGACCUCCUUCCACCCACUGGCUUGGAUAUAACCUUUAUAUUCCUGAAUCUGGUUGGCGUUCUGGUUGUGGUGGCAGUUAUCAGUCCGUGGAUAAUCAUCCCCACUCUCCUACUCUUCGUACUGUUUUUCUAUCUGCGCCGAUUUUAUAUGAGGACUGCCAGAGACGUGAAGCGCCUGGAGGGAGUGACACGAAGCCCAGUGUUCUCCCACCUUAGCACCUCCUUGUACGGCCUCAGCACAAUCCGGGCAUUCAAUGCGCAGCGUACCUUCGAACGCAUGUUUGACCUGAAACAAGACCACCACACGGCAGCUUGGUACAUGUUCCUCUGCACGGCUAGAUGGUUUGGCAUAACGCUGGAUUCAAUCUGCUUCGCUUACAUCACCAUCGUCACCAUGUCUCUGGCUCUGUCAUUAGAUGGUUCAGUGUCCGGUGGUGGAGUCGGUCUAGCCAUCGCAAAUGCCCUUAUGCUCACUGGAAUGUUCCAGUGGGGCGUGAGACAGUCAGCGGAAAUUGAAAGCCAGAUGACCUCGGUGGAGCGUGUUCUUGAAUACAGCAACGUGGAGCCAGAGGCGCAGCUGGAGUCUUUGCCUGGCAAGAAACCACCAGCCACGUGGCCGGAACAUGGUGCGGUCAAGUUUGAGGGUGUCUCUCUGUCAUACGCGAAGGGCGAGCCUCCCGUACUUAAGGACUUGCGCUGUCACAUCAAGGCCAGAGAGAAGAUUGGUGUCGUUGGCCGUACGGGUGCUGGUAAGAGCUCCAUCAUCGCUGCGCUGUUCCGAAUGACAGAGCCAGAUGGAGCCAUCCUGAUUGACGGCAUUGAUAUCAGAUUCAUCGGCCUACAUGACCUGCGCCGCAAGAUCUCUAUCAUUCCGCAGGAUCCGGUUUUGUUCACUGGACCCAUAAGGCGCAACUUGGAUCCUUUCUCCGAACACAGUGAUGCGGAACUCUGGAAGGCCCUGGAAGAGGUGCGCCUGAAGGCCUCCAUCGAAGACCUUCCAGGUGGUCUUUCUACUGAAGUCUGUGAAGGCGGCGGCAAUUUCAGCGUGGGUCAGCGCCAACUCAUUUGCCUCGCCAGGGCUGUGCUACGUCAGAAUAAAAUACUCGUCAUGGAUGAAGCUACAGCCAACGUGGACCCUAGGACUGAUGCCCUUAUCCAGAGAACAAUACGAGAGAACUUCGCAAGCUGCACGGUUUUCACAAUAGCCCACAGGCUGCAUACAAUCAUGGACUCGGAUCGUGUCAUUGUCCUUGAUGCCGGUCGUAUCGUGGAGUUUGAUGAGCCUUACAAACUCAUGAAGUCCGAAUGUAGCCAAUUUACUAGCAUGGUUCAGAACACAGGCCCUUCUAUGGCCCGCCAACUAUGGAAUAUGGCUCGCGAAGCUUAUGCACAGAGGUGGUCACACUCCCAUCACGAAGUUACGCGUCAUGAUAUGGAAUACAUCGAAGAAAUACCGCCAUGGUUUGUGCCCUCGCGCCCGGAUGUAGUCAUGUCAGAUCGAGCAGCGGAAGUCAUCCAAGAAGAAGAUGGCGAAGAAGGCCAGUGCUGCACUAGCCUGUGACCCUAUCUGUCAAGCGCUACAGAAUACAGACAGAAAACAUAUACUUUCCUGAGAAGAGGACACUGCCCUGCGUCACGUGCGGAUGCACUGGUUGCACUUCUAGGCAAUGAUGUGUCCUAGAAAACGAGGCUCUUAUUUUUGUACUUUUCUUGUAGUUGAUAGUAGAAAGUAUUUCAAUAGAUACGCCCUCACAA
This is a messenger RNA of Rhipicephalus microplus (southern cattle tick), 4454 nucleotides long. RefSeq names its product ATP-binding cassette sub-family C member 4. Gene Ontology annotation, molecular function: ABC-type transporter activity; ATP binding; ATP hydrolysis activity. Gene Ontology annotation, cellular component: membrane. The record is from RefSeq and is a predicted model, not a curated record. NCBI's taxonomy places the organism in Eukaryota, Metazoa, Arthropoda, Arachnida, Ixodida, Ixodidae. Gene Ontology annotation, biological process: transmembrane transport.